UAAGCCGUGAGAUGGCAGGACAUCGUUGAGUCCGUGGCUCGCCACGUUGGAAGUGGUGACGGCUUGACUUGGAGUGUGUUUUGCGUGUGACAUUUCUCAUAUUGUUCCGCAAGUUUUAAUUGUCAGAAGUGAGCAUUUAAUAAAUCCGAUCCAAAAUGAAAGUGAAGGAGUUGGUGAAGACUGUGAACGUGGCAUGGUCCCCACAAGCACAGCACCCCAUUCUUUUGGCUGCUGGCACUGCGGCACAACAGCUCGAUGCAAGUUUCAAUACAUCUGCCAGCUUGGAUUUGUACUCGCUGAGCCUCCAACAGCCUGGAUAUGACAUGGAAAUUAAAGCCAGUGUACCAAGCGAUCACAGGUUUCAUAAAGUAAUAUGGGGAGCUCAUAACACGAGUCCAGCUGGUAUUUUAGUAGGAGGAUGUGACUAUGGAACAGUAAAAAUAUAUUCAGCAGCAAAAAUGCUAGCAAAAGAGUCGGAUUGUCUGAUAAGUAGCCCCGACAGACACACCGGUCCAGUCAGAGCUCUCGAUAUCAAUCCGUUCCAAUCAAAUCUCCUUGCCUCCGGAGCUAGCGAGAGCGAGAUAUAUAUUUGGGAUAUUGUAAAUACAAAUACUCCAAUGACACCUGGAACUAGGAGUCAACCACCGGAAGAUGUGCAGUAUAUUCAAUGGAACAAACAAGUUCAGCAUAUUCUUGCAUCGACAUUUUCCCAACGUUGUGUCAUUUGGGAUUUACGAAAAAACGAGCCAAUAAUCAAGCUCACCGACGCCAAUUCUAAAAUCAGAUGGAAAGUAGUCCAGUGGCAUCCGGACGUAGCGACGCAACUUUGCCUCGCAUCCGAGGACGAUCAGUCACCAGUAAUCGAAUUGUGGGACUUGCGAUUUGCAACUUCGGCUCUUAAGACACUCCAAGGUCACCAACGUGGAGUUUUAUCGAUAGCUUGGAAUCCUCAUGAUCCCGAUUUGUUGUUGAGUUGUGCUAAGGACAACAGAAUCCUCUGCUGGAAUCCGAAUUCUGACGCGCCGAACGGUGAGAUCGUGUGCGAACUAGCACAGACGAAUCAAUGGAACUUUGAUGUUUCGUGGUGCCCCCGAAAUCCGGGUUUGGUUGUUGGGAGCAGUUUUGACGGGCACGCGGUUGUUUAUUCGUUGUUGGGUGGUCAGCAACAGGGUACGAUCGAAACUUCGAACAAGAUAGUGGAUUCGUUUCCUGGGAUGGAUCCAUUUACGCAACCUCCGACGACAGUGCAAUCAGAACCAGCGGUGGCGUUGAAAAAAGCUCCGAAAUGGCUGAAACGUCCAUUCGGAGCGUCUUUCGGUUUUGGUGGAAAACUUACGAUAUUCGAGAACGAACCGGCCGAUCCGAAUUCCAACAACUGUCCGAAUCGCAAAGUCAUAGUUUCGCAAGUAAUUACGAACCCCGAAUUGAUAAAACGCUCGAAUGACCUCGAAGAAGCCCUUAAGAGCGGUCAAUUCAUCGACUAUUGUAAAGGCAAAGCGAACGUGGCGGAAAGCGAACACAAAAAGAAAGUUUGGAAUUGCGUUGAAGCCUACUUUAGCGACGAUGUUACGAAAGGAUUGAUACAAUUGUUGGGCUACGACUUGGAUGCUAUGAAUCAAAAUCUUAGACAAUUCGUGCCGCAGGAAGAUAUCGAUGCUCUUGCGGACGGCAUCGCUAAAAUAGAUAACAUUCAGAAUGGAAAUGUUCUCGAUGGCAGUGCUACUUUCGACGCAAUCGCUCAACAGGAACAAGAUAAGAAGAGAUUAGCGACUACUAAAGUUUUAGAUAGCAAUUUCAAAAUUAAUACAUCAAACGACGAAGAUGGACUCAUAACACAAGCCAUUUUGGUCGGAAACAUCGAAGCUGCGGUAUCGCUUUGUUUCUCGACGAAAAGAUACGCCGAUGCGAUUAUUCUGUCGAUGGCUGGCGGUCCAGAUUUGCUCGCUCGUACGCAGUACAAAUACUUCGCCGAGCACAGCGGGGCCUUAAAUUCUCUAAUAAAUUCACUAGUUAGUGAGAAUUGGAGUGACAUCGUGAAGAAUUGCGAUAUUACGUGCUGGAAAGAAACACUCGUAGGAAUAUUCACGCACUCUCAGCCCGAGGAACGUUCCCUUUUGUGCGACAUGCUGGGCGAUCGUUUAGCAUCGUGCGACGAUCCAAAUUUGAAGAAAGAAGCUCAAAUAUGUUAUAUAAGUUCAGGAAAUUUGAACAAAAUGAUUGAAGUUUCGGAGUCAGGAAUCCAAGAGACGGUGGAGUUAGUGAUGAUAAUGCAAAAAGCAUUAGAAUUGAGAGGAUUGAAGGAAGCACCAAUAGACGGCAACAUAGCGUCGGUGCUAUCGAAUUACGCAGAGAUAUUAUCAACCGAGGGAAAUUUGGAAGCAGCUUUGAAUUAUUUGGGAAAUAGUCAAGAGGAGAGAAUAUCGAUGCUGCGCGAUCGUCUUUGCAGAGCUUUGGGAUACACACAGCAAGUGAACAAUCAGCACGUUGCGCCCAAGGCACCAGUGACUCAAAAUUAUUACGAGCAGAAUGCUCCGAGAAAAUCUUAUGACAACAACGCCUAUGGUCAGGUGACCGGGCAGAGUUGGAACACAGCACCGAUGAAAAGUGCUUAUGGUGGUAGUACAAUGAUGAAUCAAAUGAAUGCACAACAAACUCCGAACAUUGGCUUGCCGCCGAUUCAGCAACAGCCAACAAUUCAGGAUCAAUAUUCCGGAAUGAAUUCUUACGGACAAAUUUCUGCCCAAGUGCCACCCCCGCUGCCAACCACGGGAACGAGCCUCGGGGGCUCGAGGCCUCCCAGUGUCGGACCUCAGUCCCGAUCGAAAUACAUUCUCGAUCCUUCGGUCAAAUCAACGCCUUCUUAUCCCGGUUAUCAGAAUCAAACUUCCAUGUAUAAUCCUGUUCCUCCCGUUUCCGCUUAUCCUUCCCAAAAUUCUUACCAACCCCAAGCUCCCAUCUCUGCCUCUGGUUAUCCCAAUCAACCCCAGAACACUAUGUACAACCCUCUCGAGAAUGAUGCCUUCAAAAAUAAUCCAUCGAACAUCAUGACCCCCGCCAUUCCAGCUCCUCAAUUACCACCGACCCAAUCCCAACUCUACGAUCCCAAUCGAGCACAACCUACUCAGCAGCUACAAAAUUAUAACGAAAAUGUUUAUCAACCUGGACCACAACCUUCUGGAUGGAACGAUCCGCCUAUUGGAAAAGCCAGCAGAGCUCAACCAGUUCUGGCACUGUGCAACAAAAAUGAAAUGUCGGCGGAACACGCCGGAACAAGGAAAUGGAAAGCAAAGCAUUCGAAGAAUGGUAGUUCUAAGGCGAAAACGGAAUUCCAGUCACAAAAUCCUAUUGUACAUCCCUUGCACGGAGCUAUGCCACAACAGGAAUAUAACACUGCUCCACAGGAUCAGUAUUACCGUGAUCCACAAAUGCCCUACAACCCGCAACAAUACAAUCAAACAGUUCCACAUUCGGGAAUGCAAUUCAAUAAGCCAUACGAGCCCCAGCAGCAACAUCAACAGCCAAUCGAACAGGCGAGAGUUGCUGAGCCUGAGAAACCGAAAGCUCCGAUUCCAGAAGAACAUGUUCAUCUUAAAACGGUGUUUGACGAACUGAGACAUCAGUGCUACGAGACUGCCAAAAAUCCGCAAACAAAGCGAAAAAUUGAGGACGUACAGAGAAAGCUGGAAGUAUUAUACGAUUGUCUCAGAGAGAAUUCACUAACGCCAAAUACUCUUCAAGGCUUACAUCAAAUAGCACAGAUGGUCCAGAGUGGUGAUUAUACGAAUGGUCUUGGAGUACACACGCAGUUGGUUUCAGGCCCAGAUUUCAGUAGAAUCGCAUCAUUCAUGCCCGGUGUUAAGGUAUUGCUCCAGAGUGCUCUUCAAUUGAGUGUAUACAUCACGUAAACGGAUGUUCGAAAAAUGGAAGUUCUCCGAAGUGACAGUACGACCUCCAGAUUAAUAAAGAAAACAAACAAAUCAAAUAUCCAUGUAUAUGAAAAAGUAUACAAGAACGCAGUUGACCUUUGAAUAACGAGGAUAACAUUUAUCGAGAAGAAUUACGAGAAAUGGGUAAUUGCUGAUGUGCCGAACGUUUUUUUCCCCAAGAAUCUUAUAUUCUUGUUGCUAAAACAUUUAUUUGAGCAUAGAAAAACAGAAAAGGAUUGUCAUCAUUUGAUUAAAUUGCAAAAUAACCAAAAAGAAAUUAGGGACAAAAAAUAAUAAGCAUCGAUCAGUUUAGAAUUGUUUAACCAAACUCAGAACACGAAAAGUAUGAUCUGAAUAUUGGGAAUGAUAAAAUCAAUCGCUUAUCAGGAUGAGGGAAUAAAGGCGUGUGUAGGUAUGUAAAGCCAAAGUAAUUUUAUAAAGUAUAAAUAAAUUGUCUAUUAAGCAUCAA
This is a messenger RNA of Venturia canescens, 4395 nucleotides long. RefSeq names its product secretory 31 (gene Sec31). Gene Ontology annotation, biological process: COPII-coated vesicle cargo loading; endoplasmic reticulum organization; endoplasmic reticulum to Golgi vesicle-mediated transport. The record is from RefSeq and is a predicted model, not a curated record. Gene Ontology annotation, cellular component: endoplasmic reticulum exit site; COPII vesicle coat. Lineage: Eukaryota; Metazoa; Arthropoda; Insecta; Hymenoptera; Ichneumonidae. Bases 156 to 3905 code for a protein of 1249 amino acids. Gene Ontology annotation, molecular function: structural molecule activity; protein binding. The transcript is spliced from 15 exons.